Eptesicus fuscus (big brown bat) is the source of this 1572-nucleotide messenger RNA. RefSeq names its product chromosome 19 C8orf76 homolog (gene C19H8orf76). Bases 92 to 1351 code for a protein of 419 amino acids. The record is from RefSeq and is a predicted model, not a curated record. The transcript has 7 exons. Gene Ontology annotation, molecular function: protein binding. NCBI's taxonomy places the organism in Eukaryota, Metazoa, Chordata, Mammalia, Chiroptera, Vespertilionidae.
GCCCUUGGCGGCCCCGCCCCUUCGCGUUAGCCCGCACUUGGGCGCCGCUCUAGGCACCGCCUCCUCUCGAUGCCCCCUCCGUGGGCGCGCGAUGGAGGCCGGGUGCUGGUUGCUGGGCGGCGAGUUCGAGGACUCGGUGUUCGAAGAGAGGCGGGAGCGGCGCCCGGGACCGCCCGCGUCUUACCGCGCCAAGCUCUGCGAGCCGCAGCUGUCAACUCUGCGGACCCCCACGGGCCUUGCCUGCACCGACUGCAGCCGGGCCUCAGCGCCCCCACAAAUCCAGCCGCCGCCCACGGCCCAGACCUUAGCGUGGUCCGCCCCCGACGGCGACGUCCUCCACCCGCCAACGAGCCUGCCCUCGUGGUUUUAUGGGGAAACGGAGAGCAGUGAUGAUGUGGAAGCUCUAACGGUCAAGAAAUUCAGAGGGGACCUGGCCUACCGGCGGCAGGAGUAUCAGAAAGCACUGCAGGAAUAUUCCAGUAUCUCUGAUAAGUUACCACCUACAAAUGUUGCCAUGAAAAGGGAUGUCCAGGAAGGCCAGGCUCGGUGUCUCGCUCACCUCGGAAGGCAUGCAGAAGCACUGGCGAUUGCUACGAACUUGGAAAUGAAAGCAACGAACACAGACCAUUUAACCACUGUGCUCUGCCUCCAGCUUGCCAUUUGUUCAAGCUCGCAGGACGUGCAGCGCACCGCCUUCUGCCUUCAGAGACUGGUCUCUCUGCACCCUUUCAGCCCUUGGAGCUGGGGCCGGCUGGCAGAGGCCUACCUGGCCGCAUCGUCCGCGUCAUCUCACAGACAGAACCGUUCCCCCCCCAGUGACAGGACUGUCACCUCCGCCUGCCCACACGCAGGGAGAGACUGUCGUGUGUGUCUCCCUGAGACGUUGCCCGAGAGCUCCGUGUUUUCUGUGGAAACGAGCAGCAGUAACAGCCGGAAGAAGGAGGAAGCUCUGAAGAACUCUCGGGACUCUUUGUCGCUGGAGGCUCGGGUGAAAGCGUGCGCUUCCUUUAUACGGACCAGGCUUUUGCUUCAGCUCACCCAGUCUCAGCAGACAUCGUUUGCUUUGGAGAGGAACCUCAGGACCCAGCAGGAAAUUGAAGAUAAAAUGAAAGGCUUUGGCUUCAAAGAAGACACUCUGCAGCUGAUCACCGAGGUUAUGGGAGAGGAUAUCGUUCCAGAAAAAAUAAAAGACGAGGUUCACAGCGAGGUGAAGUGUGUGGGCCCUGCAGCCCUGGCCGCCUUGGUGAUUGCAUCUUCGGAAGAAUUUGAAGACAAGUGGUUCCGAAAGAUCAAAGACCACUUCUGCUCCUUUGAAAACCAGUUCCAUACACAGAUGCAAAUCUCUGCUUAAAAACAAAACAUCUGGCCCUAGCUGGUUUGGCUCAGUGGAUGGAGCGUCAGCCUGCAGACUGAAGGGUCUCGGGUUUGAUUCCAGUCAGGGGCACGUGCCUGGGUUGCAGGCUUGAUCCCCAGUGUGGGGCAUGCAGGAGGCAGCUGAUCAGUGAUUCUCUUUCAUCAUUGAUGUUUCUAUCUCUCCCUCUCUGAAAUCAAUAAAAAUAUUUUUUCAAAAGA